Pezoporus occidentalis (night parrot) is the source of this 8190-nucleotide messenger RNA. RefSeq names its product strawberry notch homolog 1 (gene SBNO1). NCBI's taxonomy places the organism in Eukaryota, Metazoa, Chordata, Aves, Psittaciformes, Psittacidae. Bases 379 to 4599 code for a protein of 1406 amino acids. Gene Ontology annotation, biological process: regulation of DNA-templated transcription. Gene Ontology annotation, molecular function: chromatin DNA binding; histone binding. The record is from RefSeq and is a predicted model, not a curated record. The transcript is spliced from 34 exons. Gene Ontology annotation, cellular component: nucleus.
CAAAGAUGGCGGCCGUGAGUUAGAGAGCGGCGGGCGGCGGCGCCAGCGGCGGACACUUCUAGGAGCGGCCGCGGGAGGACCGGGAGCGACCGAGAGAGAGGAUCUUUAAAGAGAUGAAGGGUUGAAAACAAAAAGUCGCGCAUGGGACACAAUUACGCAGCCAAUUCUCGCCCAACCCGGAAGUUUAUGUCGGUAACACGUGUUGGUGGGGAAGGUGGCGAGGCCGGGAACCGGGACCCUCCCGCUGCCUUCCCGCGGGGCUGGCGCGCCCGGCCGGAGCCCCGCAGCUCCCGGUGGGGCUGAAAGCCGCAGCGACAGACCCGGCCUCAAAGUCCAGUGAUUCUUAACGAGCGCACCUCAAACAGAGGUUGCUAGGAGAUGGUGGAGCCAGGACAAGAUCUGUUGCUUGCUGCUUUGAGUGAGAGUGGAAUCAGUCCAAAUGACCUGUUUGAUAUCGACUCUCCGGACAUGGUUCUUGCAACUCCAGCACCAACUCCAGCUGUUCAGCAGUCAGUGCCACUUAGUGCUUUAGAACUAGGCUUGGAGACUGAGGCCACAGCUGCUGUGAAGCAAGAACCAGAGACUGUAUCGACUCCAGCCUUAUUAAAUGUUCGGCAACCACCAUCCACCACAACCUUUGUGCUGAAUCAAAUAAAUCAGCUUCCAACUUUGGGGACUACGCUAGUGAUGACAAAAACAACACCUGUUACAACUACAAGGCAGACUAUCACUGUAGCAAAAAUCAUUCAGACCAGCACAACUACUCGUCCCUCGGUUGCAGCACCAGCAGUUCGCAAUGCCUUGACCACUGCACCUUCAAAGGACCAGAUUCAGCUGAAAGAUCUGCUAAAGAACAAUAGUCUUAAUGAACUCAUGAAGUUGAAGCCACCUCCUAAUAUUGCCCAGCCAGUAGCAACUGCAGCAAAUAUAAUUGUAGUUUGUCCUGAGGUGGUAAAUGCCACUCGAUCAGCUGAUCUAAGCAAUGGUGCCGUGAAGAAGGAGGCUUCCACAAAAGAGGUAGCAAGAAUAUGGAUAAAUGAUAUUAAAAUGAGAAGUUUUUCCCCUACUAUGAAAGUGCCAGCAGUAAAAGAAGAGGAGGAACCCGAGGAAGAAGAUGAAGAAGAAAUGGGCCAUGCAGAAACUUACGCCGAGUAUAUGCCAAUAAAACUAAAAAUUGGUCUACGUCACCCUGACCCAGUAGUGGAAACCAGCUCGUUAUCCAGCGUAACUCCUCCCGAUGUGUGGUACCAGACAUCAAUAUCAGAAGAAACAAUUGAUAGUGGCUGGUUGUCAGCUCUGCAGCUUGAAGCAAUCACUUACGCAGCCCAGCAACAUGAAACAUUCCUGCCCAAUGGAGACAGAGCUGGAUUCUUGAUAGGUGAUGGUGCUGGUGUAGGAAAAGGAAGGACCAUAGCUGGAAUAAUCUAUGAAAAUUACUUGUUAGGCAGAAAAAGAGCAGUCUGGUUUAGCGUGUCAAAUGAUCUGAAAUACGAUGCUGAAAGAGAUUUGAGAGAUAUUGGAGCAAAAAACAUAUUGGUUCAUUCAUUAAACAAGUUCAAGUAUGGGAAAAUUUCUUCCAAACAUAAUGGAAGUGUGAAGAAAGGGGUCAUCUUUGCUACCUACUCUUCUCUUAUUGGUGAAAGUCAGUCUGGUGGUAAAUACAAAACCAGAUUAAAGCAGCUUCUGCACUGGUGCGGUGAAGACUUUGAUGGAGUCAUUGUAUUCGAUGAGUGUCAUAAAGCAAAGAAUCUGUGUCCUGUUGGUUCCUCCAAACCAACAAAAACAGGUCUGGCUGUAUUGGAACUUCAGAAUAAACUUCCGAAAGCCAGGGUUGUUUAUGCCAGUGCCACAGGUGCAUCUGAGCCAAGAAAUAUGGCAUAUAUGAACCGUCUUGGAAUAUGGGGUGAAGGAACUCCUUUUAGGGAAUUCAGUGAUUUUAUUCAGGCUGUUGAAAGAAGAGGUGUUGGUGCCAUGGAAAUAGUUGCUAUGGAUAUGAAGCUGAGAGGAAUGUACAUAGCAAGACAGUUGAGUUUUUCAGGUGUAACUUUCAAAAUUGAUGAAGUUCUGCUUUCACAGGAAUAUGUUAAAAUGUACAAUAAAUCUGUGAAACUGUGGGUCAGUGCUAGAGAGAGGUUUCAGCAAGCAGCCGACCUUAUUGAUGCCGAACAACGAAUGAAGAAGUCCAUGUGGGGUCAGUUUUGGUCAGCUCACCAGAGGUUCUUCAAGUACCUUUGCAUAGCAUCUAAAGUAAAGAGGGUGGUGCAGCUGGCUCGGGAAGAAAUCAAGAAUGGGAAGUGUGUUGUUAUUGGCCUGCAGUCAACAGGAGAAGCAAGAACAUUAGAAGCUUUGGAGGAAGGUGGUGGUGAACUGAAUGACUUUGUUUCUACAGCAAAAGGAGUAUUCCAGUCUCUUAUUGAAAAGCACUUUCCAGCUCCUGACAGGAAGAAGCUGUUUAGCUUGUUGGGAAUUGACUUGACUGCUCAAAGUAAUAACAAUUCACCCAGAGACAGCCCUUGUAAGGAGAACAAAAUAAAGAAACGGAAAGGUGAAGAAAUAAGCAGAGAAGCAAAAAAAGCUCGCAAAACAGGUGGCCUUGCAGGUAGCAGCUCUGAUGAGAGUGAAAGUGAGUCUGAUGCUUCAGACAAUGAAGAAAGUGACAAUGAGAGCUCCAGGUUUUUGAGUUCUGGAGAUGAUGAUGACUUCAACCCGUUCAGAGAUGAAUCCAGUGAAGAUGAUGAAGAUGAUCCCUGGUUAAUUAGAAAAGAGCAUAAAAAGAAUAAAGACAAGAAAAAGAAGAAAAGCAUAGACCCAGAUUCUAUUCAAAGUGCCUUACUAGCUUCUGGUCUCGGAUCAAAACGACCUAGCUGUUUCACUUCCACCGUUGGUACCACCACCUCUAGUACCAACACGUCAGCCAACAGUAACACAAACAGCAGCUUUGUAACAAGUCAGGAUGCUGUCGAAAGGGCUCAGCAAAUGAAAAAAGAACUGCUUGAUAAACUGGAAAAGCUGGCUGAAGAUCUUCCACCAAACACACUGGAUGAGCUUAUAGAUGAACUGGGUGGUCCUGAAAACGUUGCCGAGAUGACGGGCCGCAAAGGGAGAGUUGUGAGCAACGAUGAUGGCAGCAUAUCUUAUGAGUCGAGGUCUGAACUUGAUGUGCCUGUUGAGAUUCUGAACAUCACAGAGAAGCAGAGGUUCAUGGAUGGAGAUAAGAACAUUGCCAUCAUCUCGGAGGCUGCCAGCUCUGGUAUAUCGCUGCAAGCAGACCGCAGAGCUAAGAAUCAGAGACGGAGGGUUCACAUGACUCUGGAAUUGCCGUGGAGCGCAGAUCGGGCAAUACAGCAGUUUGGAAGAACUCACCGAUCCAACCAAGUGACUGCUCCAGAGUACGUGUUCCUCAUUUCCGAGUUGGCAGGAGAGCAGAGAUUUGCAUCUAUCGUUGCAAAAAGACUGGAGAGUUUGGGAGCCCUCACCCAUGGGGACAGACGGGCUACAGAAACUCGAGACCUCAGCAGAUUCAAUUUUGACAACAAGUAUGGCAGAAAUGCCUUAGAGAUUGUUAUGAAAUCCAUUGUGAACUUGGACUCGCCAAUGGUCUCACCUCCUCCUGAUUUUCCUGGAGACUUCUUCAAAGAUGUCCGUCAGGGAUUGAUUGGCGUAGGCUUGAUAAAUGUAGAAGACAGAUCUGGAAUACUAACGCUUGAUAAAGAUUAUAACAAUAUAGGGAAGUUUCUGAACAGAAUUCUUGGCAUGGAAGUCCAUCAGCAGAAUGCUUUAUUCCAGUACUUUUCUGACACGUUAAGUGCAGUUAUUCAAAAUGCUAAAAAGAAUGGAAGAUACGAUAUGGGCAUCUUGGAUUUGGGCUCUGGGGAUGAGAAGGUGAGAAAGGCAGAAGUUAAGAAGUUUUUAACUCCCGGAUAUUCUACCUCUGGACAUGUAGAACUGUACACAAUCAGUGUGGAGAGAGGAAUGUCUUGGGAUGAAGCAACUAAGAUCUGGGCAGAACAGACGGGUCCAGAUGAUGGAUUUUAUUUAUCACUACAGAUAAGAAAUAACAAGAAAACUGCUAUCCUAGUAAAAGAAGUGAAUCCUAAAAAGAAGCUUUUUUUAGUAUACAGACCAAAUACUGGGAAACAACUCAAACUCGAAACAUGUGCAGACCUGAAAAAGAAAUAUAAGAAGGUUCCUUCUGAAGAUGCUCUGCCACACUGGUUGGAGCAGUACAACUCUUCUGCGGAUACCUGCACUCAUGCUUACUGGAGAGGCAAUUGUAAGAAGGCAGGCUUGGGAUUAGUUUGUGAAGUGGGACUCCGCUGUCGGACUUACUACGUCCUGUGUGGUUCAGUAUUGAGCGUCUGGACAAAAGUAGAAGGCGUUCUAGCCUCUGUGAGUGGUACCAAUGUGAAAAUGCAAAUCGUUCGUCUAAGAACAGAAGAUGGGCAGAGGAUUGUAGGUCUGAUCAUUCCUGCAAAUUGUGUAUCGCCCCUUGUAAACCUCCUGUCGACGUCAGACCAGUCGCAGCAGCUUGCAGUACAACAGCAGCAGAUCUGGCAGCAGCAUCACCCACAGAGCAUCACCAAUUUCAACAAUGCAUAAAGAGGACAAACUACAGGUGUUGACUUUGGUGUUUUGAGGAAAAGGCUGUAAAAGCAUAUCACUUGCAUAAAAAUCAGGGACAGAUUCCAAAGAAAUAUAAAUUUUUCAGUUCAGUUGUGUGCUCUCAAAUACUUUGGGAAUAAAGAGAUCUUAAAAGGUUGGUAGAACUGAAAGCCAGCAGUUGUUUAUGGUGGUGCAUCUGUCUUUCCUUAUGCUCUCUGUAGUGCUUCCUGUUUGCUUUUACUUUUGGCCUUUUAAGCUACAAAACCACAAUUUGUUUGAAAAUGCUUGAAAAUCCCCAAGCAGGCUUUAUUUUUGUCAUACAGUGCUCAGGGUUUAACGCAGUGCAUCAAUGCCAUUGCUGUGGGAGAUAUCCUUGAAUGCAUGUAUUGAGUAUAUAUAUAGAAAAAUAUAUAUUGGGUUUUUUCUCUUCAAUUUAUAAGUUUCUAAAAGCAUGAAACCUAGAAGUUGCACAUCAUGCAUUCAGGUUCCUUCCCAGUUUCUGUUUGACAGUGCAUGUCUUUGGAAACGGGCAUGGACAGGAUGAACACACAAGACAGGAAUUCGGAGAGAAACACAAUCUUAGUUGUACAGCAUUGGUUAUUGCAUUUUUAUAGUGUUUCUACCCAGGUGUGGCAUUUUUUCUGGUUCUCUCCUGGGGGUUAUAUAUUUGAGUCUACAACAUGUUCUUUUUUGUGAUAAAACAUCUUAAAUUAAACUUAGUUCCUUUUUAAUGUAUUAAUGGUAUUCCUCCUGUGUACUGCAAAGGCGGCUGGAUGCCUCUUUUCCUUCAAUUGAAGCAUUUCCUGACUCCGAGGUGGUUACAGAAACUGAAGUGCAAAUUCACUUCCAUCUCGCACACAAUCUUCUCUUUUUUACUUCAUUAACGUAAUUUAAUUUGUCACUUGUAAGAUGAAACCUACUUGAGCUGUAAAUUAGAGAAUGGGAAACACUUGAGGGUUCCGCUGUAUGUGCUGUUUCUGUUACCCAGUAACUUGAAUACUGUUUAAUAUGUUGUAAGACAUUGUAGAGUUUAUCUGGAGCUGUUUAAAAGAAAUUGUAAUGUACAAAUGUGAAUAGUCACUUAUCUAUAAUAUGGGUAAGUUUUGUUUUGCCUAUAAUAGUAGAUGUUUAUAAGAAAGUGAAGGACAAUGUUUGUCAUUUCUUGCUUGCACAGGUUGCACUAUUGAAAAAUUGAGAUUGUAUAAACCUGUCCAAAAAAAAACCCUACAAGAUAAUGAUCUUGUAGAUGUCAAAUAAAAGUUAUUGUACUAACAAGAAGUGGAGUCUUGUUUAGGCAAUCGCUGUAUGCCAAAAAGAACUAACAAGUCUGUACAAUUGGAAUUUGACAGGACUUGGCAUGUUCCAGUCUGCUUGAACCAGGCUUCUGUCUCGCAGCCCUAAUGUCUCAGCUGAACUCAUUAAUGAGGCAAGAAGUCAACUCUGCUUAAACCUGGAUGCAUGCUUUAAGUGAGGCUCCCCUGACAGAGCAGCACAUCCACCAUAGAGGUAGGGUAUGUCACUUGGGUAAGGGUGAGCCAGAUUCGAGGGUCGUGAAGAGGGAAGAAGGGAGCCAGAAGUUCCACAGCUUCAGGCUGAAGUGAGUCCCUUAGGUGAAUUACUGCACUUGAGGUUCUGUUAAUGCUGCCUGGGCUGGCACCAAAGGGUGCUGUUGCAGAGGGUCUGCCUGCUUUCCUCAGCUUCCAGCCUGGAGUGCUGGAGGGGAUGAAUCUCGGCACAUGCUGCUCACUAAAUACAGAUCUAGAAUAAAUCAGCAUGUUCCUCGUUGCUGUAGCACCUGCUCCACCUCUGUACAGUGCUUGCACUGCAGGCAAUAGGUGUUCAGGAGGGUUUUAAGCUUGCAGUAGGGAGGGGAAGCUUGCCUGAGUGCUGUAAGGCCAGUAGGAGCUGACUGUGCCCUGGAAAACCCAGACACAGAGAGGGUGUGGGGGAGGACACUCGUGGGUUUCAUACCCACCACUGGGUGUAUUUGGCAUCCAGUCCAGGAAGAGUGAUGGGAUGUUGACAGAUUGGUGUUGCAGCAGAGAGUGCCAGUAAUGGCAAGCUCUGUGUGUGCUUCGCUAUCUCUCUAAUUAUUACUAUUUGGUGUAGAAACUUUCCCUGUCUGAGAUGGUAACAUAACAUUUAGGUCCUAAUCCUCAGUGAGAUGGCUCUAGAAGUGGUAGGUUCACAAACAGUGUUGUGUUGGUUUUAAAUAAGUCAUUAUUUAAAUACACUUCAGUUCCUCAGUGCUCUUCCAGCUUGUUGUACUAACUUUGGUUGUUGGGAUGAGCAGUGAGUGGGAUAUCCUGUAUGGAUAAUCAAGCCACACUGCUCUGGGUGUUGAUAGCACAUGCUCUUUGUUCACACCCACUUAAAACCCCAUGGACUAGUGUCCCCUAGAGGGAAAAACCCAACAGCACUUAAGAGGAUCCUUAAGAACUAUUCCCAUUCCAGAGCUCUCUUCCCUUACUUCCUCUCCUUUGCCUGCUCUGUGCUAUUUGCCACCAUCCAUGCGUUGGCUUUGUCAUUCAGUUACUAACACAGCUGCACCCACAGCUCUGGAGUGUUCUAACAACUUAAAGGUUAACAUCAAACAGAAAAGAGCCUUCAAGCUACAGAAACAUUUUUCCUCUUGAAAAUUCCUGCUUGGUGGUUGGGGUGUGGUUUCUGGGUAGUCGUUUGUUCCUCAUGUGAGCUCUGAUAAAGCUUGGGGGAGAAAAGGGAUAUAAAUAGCACUGGGGAUGGGAUAAGGAACAGCUCUGCAGUAUCCUGCAGCAUUGCUCAGAAGACAAACAUCCUCAGAGGGAGGAAAGAGGAGAGACUUGACUGUCACAUCAUGCAAAUUAUGGUCUCUCUACUUCCUUCUUGUGGGCCAUUGAUCUGCUUUGUACAAAUCACCACCUGAAAUGGACUUAGAAAGUGUAGAUGUGUCCUAACAGGGGCAAAGCUAAAUGUAAACCAGUAGUAAUUUCUGUACUGCGUUGAGUUUUGGAACUGUGCUGUAGGAGGGGAAGGUGCAGAAUGGAGUUAACUUGGGAGCUGAAGGGAUAAAAUUCGGCGUUUUCUCUUUGAAGCUGUCCCUUGACAGCAGCUAAACUUUGACUUCUUAAAUCGUUUCAUACCUGAGCUGUGUCUGGCACAGGAACUGCAAUUACAGCCCAUUAAACCGCUCUCUGCGCAGCAAGUUUUCAGUUUGUUUUCCCCAUCUCCGUGCAGUGCAUUGGGAACACACCUCUUGUAAGGACUCGGAGUUGUCAGCGUGCAGUAUUGCCUUUGUAAAUGAAGAAAAGCUCUGCAACCUGUAAACAUUUGUCAAGUGAAUUACCAAGGGGGGGGGUUGUAUCUUUCUGUUGCGUUUGGAACAAGCUUCAUUCAGAUGCCGUCGCAGUCUGUACAUAUAUCGGGAGAGUAUGUAUGUAUAUAGAGAUGUUAAAGGCUACUGAAUUGUUGAAUGUAAAUAACUCUUGGUUUCCUUUUGUGUUUGUUUUUCCUUCAUGACCUUCCCAAGAUGUAUUCCUAUUUUCUCAACCUGCCAAACAGGCACUUUGUGUGUACUUGGAAAUACAUAUAGAGCAUAUAUAAACCUUC